UUUCAUGUAGGCUACUGUAAAAUUGUAGGAAAAUAAGAAAAGCUGUAUUCAAAAAAAUUUUAGGGGUCGCAUCAGGUACACGUAGUGCCAUUUCACCUUUUGCACAGCACACACACACUAAAAUGAUAAAGUUAUUUAAUAGUUAGGUUUAAUAAAACCAUACGACUUUUUUUUUUCUAAAUUCCAAAUGUGAAAAAUCUAUUUCCCGCCAGUUAAACGGACCCCAUAAACGGAGAGGUCCUGACGAUGACGUCGGUGAAGGUGAGUUCCAAAAAUGAAAGAGGAUAGAAAGCACAUGGACGCGAGCAGCUGAAAUCAAUAAAUCAACUGACUGAUGAUCUGAAAUAUCGGGAUCACCGUUUGACUGUCGAUACGGAGCAACGCGCGCUCUCUGUUAAAGGAACGCCUCGCGGGCGACGGGACACUGGCCAAUACGAUCCAAAAGUCACGGAAAUAUUUGUGCAGCGAGAGUUUCCACGCGUGAAAAUGAUCCGAGAGAGAAACAAAGAGAGGGAGAGAGAUCACUGAUGAUGAUGAUGAUGGUGGCCUAGAAACAUCAGGAAUUCCUCGCUCCGCUCGACUGGAUCUUUAAGGUAAUGGGGGAUUUUACGCCAAGAAAACGGGCUCGCUUUCCUCCUCCGCGCACCGCGGCUUUACUUUUGACUCGGAGGAGGAUGCAUUGAAGUCUCGCAUGCAGUCUGAGAGUCUCUGGCUCACGUGAAAAGGAACGGCGGCUCUGCGCAUUGAUGCGUGUGCGCGCGAGCGCGUACGCUUACGCGUGCUCUCCCGUGACCGAUGGCACUGGAAACCGUGCGCAACGGCUAUGUGCGCACUUGUGUCACUCCCGCGGAGCAGGACUGCUGGCACUCGCGCUUGGCUCUCGUGUGGAGCCGUAGGAGCCUCUCCUCGGCCGCGUGCGUCGCCUCGCUGUCCGUGCUGCUCGCGCUGCUCUCCGCGGACUGGGACGCGGAGCGCGCGUGUCACUUGGUGACGCUCGCGGAACUCGCGUGGCAGCUGCUCUCCCCCGUCUUUACGCUCGUGUGUGCCUUCUUUUGGGUGGGCGUGUAUCUGCUCCGCUGCGGGGUGCUCAUCCGCACCGCCGUGUUCCUGCUCACCGUGUGCCAUCUGGGUGAAGCGGCGGCGCAGUCGCUGUUGGAUGCGCAGCAGCUGUACUCCUUUACCGCCACCGCGCUGGUGCUGCUCGCCUGCCUGGCCAGCGGAGUGCUCAUGGUGGUGCGUCUGGGUCAGGGCAUCUCAGUGCUCCUCUUCAUCAGCAUCAUCAGGACCGUAUCGCUGCUGUCUCUGCAGAAGGUGCGCGCCAGCUGGAGACCCUACCUGGCGUACCUGCUCGGGGUGCUGGGGGUCCUGCUGGCGAGGUAUGCGGACAGGCUGCUGCCGCCGGAGCAGGGCGCAUCACACCGGGAGGGAUCGAGCGGAGAUAUUCCGGUAUUUAAGAGGCGCAGGAGGUCCAGCUCCGUAGUCUCGUCAGACAUGGCACAGCACGGCCAGCCCAGGAGCAAAUCUCACAGGAGGACGUCGCUGCCCUGCUUACAGAGAGACCAGAUGCUCCCACAGCAAGAAUGGGACCACAAAAGAGGCGCCCGAGGAUCUCAGCGUUUGAGGCGGAGUUUGCCUCCGGGGCUUUUGAGACGCAUUUCUUCCACGUGGACCACCACCACCUCAGCCACGGGCCUGCCCACCCUCGAACACGGGCCGGUCAGACGGGACCGCAGUGCCAGCAUCAAAGCACCUCACGAUGGCCCUUCCAGCAGUUUGGUGAACAGUGAUUCAUGGAACAACUCUGUUAUGCUCAGCCUUUCCAAGAGCAGGUCCAUGUCCGCUUCAUACGCUGCCUCCUCCACCACCAACCACAUCUAUAGCAAGAGCCGAAGAGGUUACCCUUCUUCCAACAUCUCACCUCUGGCUUCGCCCUGCCACUCCCCUCCAGUACAGGGCACUCCGCUCACCAGUCCCACCAACAAAAGCCCUUCAGUGGAGCUGCCUGACGCUGAGCUUCCGCCACCACAGAGCCCCCACAAAGCCUUAACCCACAGUCAGAGCGCCCCCAGCUCCAGCACCUCACAAUGGGUGCCGCUUCCACUUUGUAGCAGCUGUGGAAGACCGAACAGUAAACUGAGACACGGGGACGGAUCCAUAGACGCAGGAGACCGAACCCAACAGUCAGACGAGCUGCUGAUAAUGUCGUCAGUCUAUGACAGCACCUAUGAGACCAACCACAGUGACAGCAGCAACUUUGCACAGAACGAAGACAGAGAAGGUCACAGGAAAGCCUGCGGGACGUUCCCGCUGACCGCUCUCAUCCCACCGGAGGAUAAGCCCAUCUUGGCCCCGGAGCCACUGGUGAUGGAGGGCCUGGAGUCCCUCAUGAGUCAGAUCAACAACUGGAACUUCCCCAUCUUCAGUCUGGUGGAGAAAACCAAUGGCAGAUGCGGCUGCAUCCUCAGCCAGGUGUCUUACCGGUUGUUUGCGGAUACGGGACUCUUCGAGACGUUCAGGAUUCCGGUGAGGGAGUUCAUGAACUAUUUCCACGCUCUGGAGAACGGAUACAGGGACAUCCCAUAUCACAACAGGAUUCAUGCCACAGACGUCCUCCAUGCGGUUUGGUACCUCACGACCCAGCCUGUGCCUGGUUUACCUACACUGACAUCACUGAGUGACUCCGACUCUGACGGUGGACUCGCUCUCGGCCACACAAGGUACCUGAUGUCCAGGACGUAUCCUGCAGAGGAGGAGGGUCACGGCUGUCUGUCGGGCCUCAUCCCCGCUCUGGAGCUGAUGGCGCUCUACGUAGCAGCCGCCAUGCAUGACUACGACCAUCCCGGCAGGACCAACGCCUUCCUGGUGGCCACCAGCGCUCCUCAGGCCGUUCUUUAUAAUGACCGUUCGGUGCUGGAGAAUCAUCACGCUGCGUCCGCCUGGAAUCUGUUCAUGUCGCGGCCCGAGUACAACUUUCUGGCCAGUCUGGACAACAUGGACUUCAAACGCUUUCGCUUCCUGGUCAUCGAGGCCAUCCUGGCCACCGACCUCAAGAAACACUUCGACUUUCUGGCUGAAUUCAACGCUAAGGUGGGAGAUGAUGGAUGCUCGGGCAUUGAUUGGACGAAUGAGAAUGAUCGUCUGUUGGUCUGUCAGAUGUGUAUUAAGUUAGCGGAUAUAAACGGUCCGUUGAAAAGCAAGGAGCUUCAUUUGCAGUGGACGGAAGGCAUCGUCAAUGAGUUUUAUGAACAGGGUGAUGAAGAGUCCAGUUUGGGCCUUCCCAUCAGCCCCUUCAUGGACCGCUCAGCACCGCAGUUGGCCAAACUGCAGGAGUCCUUUAUCACACACAUCGUGGGGCCUCUCUGCAGCUCAUACGAUUCAGCCGCUCUCAUGCCCGGCCACUGGGUCGACCCUCUGCCCAAAGAGGGCGAGGAGGCUGAGGAAGAGACAGAUGAAGAGGAGGAGCAAGACACACCGGAGGAAGACACCUCUUCCAGCUCCGAACUUUCCCAGAAACCAGCACCCAAGAAACGACGGAAAGUGUUCUGCCAGAUCACCCAGCACCUGCUGGAGAACCACGAGAUGUGGAAGAAGGUCAUCGCUGAAGAGUCCCAAAGCCAGACAGAAGGGGAGGAGUCCACAUGCCUCACUAACACCCCUGAGCCAAUCCUAGCCAUCGAUGAGGAGGAGGAGGAGCCAGGGAGCAAGGAGGAGCCUGCAGAUGACCAGGAGGAGGAGGAGAGUCCUGUAACUGACGAGACACAUGAAACAGAGGAAACAGAUGGCGAGACUGUAGAGGAAGUGGACGAGACUGCGAAGACUGUAGUAGACGACGCGGAGCUAAUGGGAAAACGAGAGGAAGAUGAGAAAGAGGAUCCGGAAUGAAUGACGUCAUCUAAAAGCUUUUCAUCGGCAAGCGAAACUUCUAAGAAAUGGUUGCCAGCACAUCACUUAGACACAACACUGUAGAUGCUUGGGGAACAUGUGCCUAAAGGAAACAGGGUGGGACGGGGUGGUUCGGGAUGAAGGGUUUGACUAACAAUGAGCAGGUGGUGAACUUUUGAGGUUUGAUGCUAAAAUUGGCCGGGACAAGGAGUUCUCCAGGGGGUUUACAAUAUUUUCUAGACUUAUGUUGGUCAGUUUGCAAGUCCUUCUCCAGCUGCACCUUAACCUCCAAUACUGCGACAGGGGUCCCAAUGACCUGAAGUUUUGCAGGCUCAACAAGCAUUUCCGAGGAGCUCAGUGUCAAAGUCGGGGAAACGAGAAACCAAUCCACCGUGACUCUCGCCGGUUGGCGUAUCCCAUCGUGGGCAGCGGACGAAAGCAAACGCUCCAGAAACUGCAUGCGUUUGUGAAAAGAUACACUAUGUGUUUGCGUGUCUGUCCUGCCAUUGCUCUUUCUUUUUCCUUUCCAGAGCAUCAAUACAGCAAACGCUUGCUCCACUGUCUCAUUUCCGAAGGCGUCGAGCCGAAUGCUUGUCAUUCCCUUCCCUCACCUUUUUCCCUCGGCAUUCCACGAGCUGAGAUUUUGCGUUUCUCAGGAUCAGACUGUUUUCAGAUAACUGUACAAGGAGUCAUUGGUUUUUACAGACUUUCUUGCAGCUUUCUAAUCUUUUGGAUCUUGAUUUGUUGUUUUUUAAAACUGUAACUUCUUCAAAACGCCAAUGGCCUUUUAGCCCAAUCGUUGUUUUACCAGGUGAUUUGAUAAAUAUAUACACAAAUGCAUACGGCGUGCAAUAGUACAUCGCCUCAUCCCUAGUCAUCAAACAUUGUACCGUCCGAAACUAUAGACGCUCUUAUUCUCCCUCCUUCUGUUCUUGCAUUUAAGCUAAGCUUGAGAGCCAAGUGAACUGCUCGAGCAAGUUUGGCUGAUCAAAGUCGCAAACUAGAACGAUGGGAAGGCCUCAGGCUCCCGCAUUCCCCCGCAGUCGCAUGUUUUCCCUCUGAACAAGGCUGUGGUUAUGUGGUCGUCUCACGCAGCCGCCGCUAUGGUCAGCUCCUCAGCCCAAGGGAUGAAACGACGAACGGCGUCCCUCUCACAUGAGAGCAUGUGCUGCACAUGAGAUACGCGCACCGGUCGACAUGGCUGUCCGCGCUCGCCUUUGAUCUACCGAAAGCGGCAGAUUGCUCACGACGGCGAGAUGAAACACUUCUGCGGGCUUAAUCACCUCGGGUCCGAUGUCUAAUCGGACGCCUUCAGUCGCUUUGAAGGAGA
Messenger RNA from Sinocyclocheilus grahami, 5212 nucleotides. Its product is annotated as cGMP-inhibited 3',5'-cyclic phosphodiesterase A-like. The transcript has 15 exons. Gene Ontology annotation, molecular function: 3',5'-cyclic-nucleotide phosphodiesterase activity. The record is from RefSeq and is a predicted model, not a curated record. Lineage: Eukaryota; Metazoa; Chordata; Actinopteri; Cypriniformes; Cyprinidae. The coding region runs from base 796 to 3882 and encodes 1028 amino acids. Gene Ontology annotation, biological process: signal transduction.